GUUUGACCGGAUUUGGCACAAAACUGACAGCGAUUUGUUGUUGUUUACACAUAUUAAUUAUUUUAUAGGGCUUUGCCCCUUUGAACCCCUGAAUCUGGAUUAGCUCAAUGGAAAAAGACAAGAGCAGGGGCAUAAAACACCACCGCGAAAAGACCAAAUACAAGGGAAACAGCACGAAGAACCGAAAGUAUGUGCCUGCCAAAACUAGGCCCCAAUUGGAGCCCAACUGGGAUCGCUAUGAAAAGCCAGAGGGCGACGAAUUGGGGCCCAAGUUGGCCAGCAGCACGGACUUUGCCCUGCUGGCCGGCGCCCCUUUGACGAUAGGCAGCCGCCGGCAGGCCGACAGUGUUGAAACUGAGCCGGAGCUAUUUGCUUUGAAUGUGGCCCUGCUGGCUAAGAGCAUGGCAACUGUGCCCUUUUGGCAGAAAUUGGGGAUUUCCAAGGAGUAUUUUGAGGAGAGCCAAAUCCGGGAAAUGGAGCAAAGAGCCCAGGCUAAUCUAGAGGCCUAUGAAGAAUACUUGGGGAGCUUUCAUACAUCAGCUGUAGAUUUGGAAGGUUUGGGGCUUGAGGACUCUGAUGAGGAGCAGACUUCGUAUCAAGCGGGUAACAAACAGUUUGGUUUUAAUCCUGCUGUUUCAGAACUAAAAGCACCUGAACAGGCAGGCAACAGUGAGGACCUAGAGAAAUGGCUGGAUGAUUUUUUGGGCGAAUAAAGCACUUGUUUUUU
Dendroctonus ponderosae (mountain pine beetle) is the source of this 727-nucleotide messenger RNA. RefSeq lists its product as uncharacterized. The transcript has 3 exons. The coding region runs from base 108 to 713 and encodes 201 amino acids. NCBI's taxonomy places the organism in Eukaryota, Metazoa, Arthropoda, Insecta, Coleoptera, Curculionidae. The record is from RefSeq and is a predicted model, not a curated record.